This is a messenger RNA of Dovyalis caffra, 1530 nucleotides long. The record is from the annotation of a GenBank genome assembly. Lineage: Eukaryota; Viridiplantae; Streptophyta; Magnoliopsida; Malpighiales; Salicaceae.
AUGGCAGGAUCAGUGGUAGAGGACCUUGCAAGCUUGCAAACCCCAUCAGAUUUCAACACCACAAUCAUGAAAAACUGUCAAAAAAACCCUUCUCUUAGAUACUGUAACUCCUCAUCUAUAGACCUUAAAGAAAUCUUCAAGUUUACCAUUGUUGCAAGCCAUCUUUGUAAUGAAUCAAAGAACCUGAAUUGUGUCCAUUCUUUCGAUAAGAUAGACCUUCGAAACCGGCCGAGCAUUGCACCACUUUACUUGUCGUACAAUUUCUUCUGGAAAUACUGCCCUUUAACCAUUCUGUCCAUUGAUUUGUCUAACAUUUCUUUAAAGGGAAAUUUUCCAACAGCCAUUCUAAAUUGUACUCAAACCCAGUCUCUUGAUUUGAGCCUUAAUGGCCUUACAGGCGAAUUCCCAAUCGAGAACUUUUCUCCUCUUACUAACCUUACAUUUCUCAACCUGUCUUAUAAUUCUUUUUCGGAGAGUAAAAUCUCAGAUUCCCAGUUUUUCAAAAGGUUUAAUGCUUCAUGUUUUAUUCAUUCUGGCAUCCUUCCGAGUCGCAGGAACUAUACAAUCAAGGCCAUAUUUCUACUAGUUGGAUUCCCGAUCUCUGUGAUUCUAAUGGUGGGUUGCUUUGGAUGGCUGUGUUUUCAAAGGCCGGAUUAUCUACCAAGAAUGCUUCAAAGAAAGCACAAGUUUACACCAUCAAUGCUAAGGGCAGCAACCGACAGGUUUUCGAGAAGAAAUCUGAUGGUGAAGAGUGAAGGAGUGGAGAUUUAUAAGGGCACUUUGCGAGACGAUACUCGAGUCAGGAUUGAGAUUUACAGGGAUAGUAUUUCAAGGGAGAAACGCAAGGAAUUUGUCGAGGAAUGCAUGAUUCUUGUUGAACUAUGCCACAAGAACAUAGUUCAAGUACUAGGUUGGUGUAGUAACAGAAGACAAAGGGCCAUUGUUACAGAAUGGACAGAUGGAGAGACUGUUGAGAUGUGGCUAUCAGGUUCAGGUCCUCCAUGGAAGCAAAGGUUGAAAAUACUAAUUGGAGUAGUGGAAGGCAUGCGUUAUAUGCAGGAACAAUGGCCUGAAGUGGGGUAUGAUCUAAGGACGAACAGUGUGUUGCUCUCUGACAAUCAUGAGCCACUCCUUUCAAGGUUUCAGGUCGGAGAUCGAAACAGCAACAACAAAAAGAUUCACGAGUUUGGAGUAUUUCUGCUAGAGAUCAUAACAAACAGGAGGUCACAGGAAUUCGACAACGGUGAGGCUGAAUUCGUCGAGCACAUCAGAACGAAUUAUCCUGAGAACUUGCACAAUGUGAUCGAUGCAAGAAUGAAAUUGCCAGAAAAUAUGUUUGAUCAAGCUAAACAUGGAAUAGAACUGGGAUUGGUGUGCACUGACCAAUCCAUCAGCAAAUAUCCAAGCCUGAAUCAGAUAUCGCAUAUGAUAAAUAGAGUCUACGAGUCUUGCCUGGAAUUAGCACCCCAGAACCAUAAAAGAUCUCAUGGAGACGGAGGUAAAGGGCACAAACAUGUCCAAUUAAGAUGA